CCUAGAGGCUUCCGCCAGCUGCGAUCAUCAAAUUCAUUAUCAAUCCCACCACCUUCCCCAUAUCCAUCAUCUUUCAAAGAGUCGAGACACAUACAAUUCACCAAUGACUACUAAUCAUUUGCACAAUUCUGGGGUUGGUGAUCAUCAGGGUGCAAAUGGUCAUCGAAGCCACCAUUAUGUUCAUGGACAGACUACACCUCCUCCUCAUCAUUAUCAUCAUGCCCGCCCUUAUAGUCAUAGUACACGCGGGAUGCACAACAACAUGGGGUAUGAUGACAUGAGCCAGAUGAGUGGCAUCAGCAUGGCUUCAAUGAGUGGAUACCCGGAGAUAGGAGGAAGGCGGAGACCUGGAAUCCCUCACUCCAAUAUCUGCACCGUUUGCACUACCUACAUCUAUGUUUUCCGUCAUCGUUGCCUGGUAUGCGGGAGAGUCUAUUGCCGGCAGUGCGUGGUUAUUGGCAUGGGAGAAAUGACAGAAGGCCGAAAGUGCAUCGAGUGCUUGGGACGAAGAUUCGGUCACCGGUACAUUGAGAGAGCAGGACAAAUGGGAUGUUGCAUGGGAUAUCCAAGCCUGGUUAAACAACAAGAGCUAAAGUGGGCGGAGAAAGGGCCGAGGGGAAGCGGAGAGAAUCGAUAUAGUCGGAGUGGGAUGGUGUCUACACCAAGAAGUCCAGCUCCAAGAACUCCCAAUCGAGGCCGUAAUAACCAUCAUGCCGGCAGCAAUAAUAAUAAUCCCGCCUCUUUCGUCGGCAAUGCCCAGUCUUCAUUUGUGAUGGGCUCCCCUUAUUCGCCUUAUUAUUCACCUACUAACCACCCAUUGCCUUUCUAGACGCCACCAUAUCAAUUAGUAUCAAGGCAAAACUCAACAAGUUUUAGCCUGCAUCCGCCGUUGUUGUUUGCUUUGCUUUGUCCAUGUGCCAACUCAAUUAACUACCACUUAUAUUAUUGUUUUGUUCUUUGAUUUUCAUUUUGCCAAAUACAUCAUCACUUUCUUUUGUAUUUAAGAGCGCAACAACUUCUCGUUUCUAGAUCCCUUUCCUAGGGAAAGGAAAAGACACACAUAUAUAGAUGAACAAACAUUUAGAUACGAUACGAGUAACGUGAAACUUAAUUUAUAGUACUAAAGAGUUAAGUGCUUGUUCAUUACGAACAAAUGAAUUGACAGCGUCAUGCACUAGAAAAAUUGAUGCAUGAAUGACUAUGAUCCACUCGUAUCAGUAUCAGUGACAUUAGUUAAAAAGCCCUCAUUAAUCUGGCGGUAAUAGAGUUUACUACUGUCCAUAUACAUACUCAUGGUCCCACGUACGCCCACACAUGCAAUAACUAAAGUACUCACCUACGUACGUAGAACAAAUUAAGGAGCAGUGGCACCUCUUGUGUCUUUAUACUACUCCUAGCAGUUCAACUAACAUGGAUGACGCAUCAAUUUGCUCCAAGUGACUUCAAAUUUCCAAUCACCAGAAUGUGGUGCGAUUCAUGGUACUAAUGGAUAUUGCAUCAAAUUUCCAAUCACCAGAAUGGUAAGAUGUUUUAUUUACCUCUCUCUCUCUCUCUCUCUCUCUGCCUGUUUAAUUGGAGCAGUUGUGGUCCUAACAACUCUC
Messenger RNA from Coffea arabica (coffee), 1601 nucleotides. RefSeq lists its product as uncharacterized. The record is from RefSeq and is a predicted model, not a curated record. NCBI's taxonomy places the organism in Eukaryota, Viridiplantae, Streptophyta, Magnoliopsida, Gentianales, Rubiaceae.